Molecule: messenger RNA, 2329 nt
Organism: Branchiostoma belcheri (Belcher's lancelet)
Lineage: Eukaryota; Metazoa; Chordata; Leptocardii; Amphioxiformes; Branchiostomatidae
Product: melanocortin receptor 5-like
Exons: 1
Coding region: 726-1892 (388 amino acids)
Biological process (GO): G protein-coupled receptor signaling pathway
Cellular component (GO): membrane
Molecular function (GO): G protein-coupled receptor activity
Source: RefSeq, a predicted model, not a curated record
UAUUUGACAAGUUAGCAUGUGAUCUAGGAAUCUCACUGUGAUCUCACUGCUCAAGGAAAUUGGAUGAGUUAGGACUUGAGUCAUGUAUCCUGCAUCUUUGUUUUAUUUUGUCUGACCCUUGCCUAUUUCCGGUGCGGAAAACGGUCCUUUUCUAGUGGACCGGCAUGUUAACGCUCUAUUUGGUCAAUGUCUAUUCUUUGGAAUUCCUGCCGCAUCUUGAAGCCUGGUAGAAGCUAGAAUGUUUCACAAAUUUAAAGACUCAAAAAGAAAAAAAAACAAGCAAGCAAGUUAGCAAGCAAACAAAUAAUAUGAAGGACAAAUGAAGAGAAAACUGAUAGACCCUAGUAAUAAUUUAGCCUCUCAACUGUCUCCCAUUGCCCUCUCUUAUAUGGAAUCACCAUUUUGAAUACGUCACAGCGUCUAGGUAAGUUAAGCUGUUGUUGUGUGCAAUGGUCAAGGUGAUAGCAUAACAUGAUACUGGGAUAUUACCUCCAUGGUGACAGUAAUACCUGACAUUUCCACAUGGAUGUUACUGACGCCAGUAGGCCGUUCUCAGAUUAGGCAUAGCUGUGCAUAUUAUUAAGAACAAGGUUGUGUGGGGGCGACAAUAUCUCAACAUCUCGUACCGGUACACUGUGGUAUCAUUCCUCCACGGGUGCACUUCUCACUGUUUACAACUCUGGAAGAAUACAUACGCGUGAGGUGAUCUUUUAAACCCGUAAAAAAUGAUGUAUCACGUCGGUAAAACGAUGAUAAUUUUCACUAUCGUGAUUCCAUACAUGUAUGUUGGUAUAGGAGCGGCCACUGGAAAUGUUUACAACGUUACACUUACGAAUAGCAGUACUAGUGAUAUAGGUUUUCGCAAUUCAACAUGGCCUAACGGAUCGUCCGAGAUCGUCUGUGACAACUUUGCUGUGUCCAACGCAUCUGAACUGGGAGUAAACGCCACGUCUAACGCCUACCGAUGUGUGGGGAACGAGUUGUCAAAUGUCAGCGUCAAGCGGUACGUGUCCGGAUCCGUUGGAACUGUGUUUGUGUUGUGCGUUACUAUAUGCCUUGGCGUCUGGUCAGCCGUGGUAAACGGUCUUCCACUCGCCGCCAUCGUCAAGCAAGAACAGCUCCACACCCCUGCCUACAUCCUCAUGGCCAAUCUGGCAGCCAGCGACGUCCUGGCGGGCGUGGUCUUCGUCUUGUCGGGUAGUACGGUUCUGUAUUCCAGCGUAACAGGGGCCGUGUCUUUUCCCAUCGUCUCACGUCUCCGGUUCACGGCGAUCAUUCUCUCCGGACUGUCCUCUGCCUACAGCCUGAUGGCCCUGACCGCUGAGCGUUUCUGGUUCAUCGUCUACGGGAUGACCUACGUCAACAACGUCACCAACGACAGGUGCAAGGUCGUGAUCAUGAUCGUCUGGGUGUGGUCUGUUCUUCUGGCGAUUCUACCCUACUUCGACUGGGAAUGUGCAGGGCAAUCUGAUCACACAUGCCUGCCGUUAGGUGGAGGGUUGUCCUACGGUUACGUGGUUGUUAUCCUAGUGUUCGUUUUCAUCCCGAUGGCGGCGAUUUUCCUCUCCAACAUGGGGAUACUGUGGUGCCUCUGGAAGCACGUGAACGCCAUCGCUGCCCAAGAAGCCGCUGUGGGCGCCCAGCCGACUACAAGCAGGAAAUCCGCGGUCACCAUCGUCAUCCUCACCGCCGUGUUUCUAGUAGGGUGGCUGCCAUUUUUCUCCAGGAUGGCUCUCCUUACCAAGGAUGUGCGUUCGCUGCAUAGAUCGAUGAUCUUCGUCAUCCUGAACUCUUCUAUCAAUCCUGUGAUCUACGGGUUCCGUCUGAAGGAGGUCCGUCGCGGAGUCGUACGGCUGUUCACGAGCAACAGCAGCAACGAACCGGAGAACUAAACAUGGAAAUGCGUUUUCUUUAUCCUUGAUCUAUUUGAAUGAUUUAGAUAUAUGUUUAGAUUUACCACAUUUGUGGAAGGCUUGACGUAUUAAACAGACAACAAUUUCCUUUCAAUACGUCCGUUCGGAUACCAGACUGAAAGGAUUGAACCACUCACAUCGGAAAGGACCCCUACUUUUUCUUUACCACAAGAACACCUAGUGCUGGGAGUGUAGGUGGGCAGAAACCUCAUAAUUUAAUGACGGUUUCCACUCGUUGAUGUAAUGAGCAGUCUCGCAACUAUAUACACCUCAGCCUGACUAAGUCGCCAACCGGUUACCAAAUAUCAAUUGACAAUCAAUAAAGCACAACUUCUAGAGUUACGCUGCUCAAACGCAGUUACAAACAAAUGUCACCGAGUUAAUCUUCAACUUGGCGAAGGCAGCAAAAACUUAAG